AUGUAUUGCGUUAUAGUUUAUCACACCUCUAACGAACAACAUCAUUCUCCAUCGAAUCAAUCCAAUGCUUCUACAACUGGUUCUUCUAAUCGGCAAACACUUUCUUUGUCAAGUGGAGGCUCCGAGCAAGCUACAGGACAUUCUCGUACUGGUAGGGGAAACAGUAGCAGCAGCAGCAGCAGCAGCAAUGCCAAUUCAUCAUCUUCGUCGGCCUAUCAGCAAACAAUCUACAAUACUGCUCACCAGAUUCCUCUCUUGUUGGAGCAUCACCAACAGGAGCACCAUUCCCAGCAGCAAACGCAACCGCCGCAAGUGCAUCACCAUCGGCAAGCAUCGCCGACGGUCUCAUCACGCUCCCAUCACUCGUCGUUGCACUCAGCACGAUCAACUGGCGCCGCCCCUCCUGCAUCCCAUUCCCAUCACCCGUCGCUUUCCCAUCAGCACUCCUCUUCUCUUGCGGUCACGGCAUCUUCCGCACAUGCACUGCCGUCACAGCAGCAGCAACAUCAGCAACCGCUUCCGCAAAGACAGCGACAUUAG
Messenger RNA from Sabethes cyaneus, 540 nucleotides. RefSeq names its product putative protein TPRXL. Lineage: Eukaryota; Metazoa; Arthropoda; Insecta; Diptera; Culicidae. The transcript has 3 exons. The coding region runs from base 1 to 540 and encodes 179 amino acids. The record is from RefSeq and is a predicted model, not a curated record.